CUGAGGAUUAAGUGGCACGCUGGUUCUGUCCGCAGAAUCGGAGACUCACUCUCCAGAGCAAGCAGAUUGCAAAAGACCGCGCAGCUGCAUCUUCCACACCCCGUGCAGCAAAAUGUCGACUGGAGGCUACCAUGUCCAGGAACUCCCCCCGGACCCCAGAAUCCUGUCCGGCAUGAAAUACCGCGGCUAUCUGUACUGUGUGGCGCAAACGGCGGUCUGGACGUUCCAGGCGUAUUUCGUGCUGCGGCUGGUGUCGAUCCUGAGCUCGCCCGUGCAGACAUGGCAGAUGUGGGCGACGCUGGCUAUCGAGGGGAUGUUCGCGCUGCUAUCGCGACAGGACCAGCUCCUCACCGUGGCAUCGGGCCGCGCGCCGCCCAACUCGCCGCGCAAGCGCCUCCGUCUGCAAGGCGAUGAGAACCUCCCCACCGUCGAAGUCCUGCUGCCCUGCUGCGGCGAGCCCGUCGAGGUGAUCCUGGACACGAUCCGCGCGGCGUGCACGCUGGACUACCCGGCGACCCGAUUCCGGGUGCGCGUGCUGGACGACGGCGGGUCGGCGGCGCUGCGCUCCGCCGUCACGGAGCUGCAAGCCCGCUGGCCGCACCUGUCGUACCACUCGCGCGGCCGGCAGACGGGCCAGGUGUUCGCGAAAUCGGGCAACCUGAACUACGCGCUGCAGACGCUGCAGGCGAAGACGCCGCCGGAGUUCUGCGCGAUCUUCGACGCGGACUCGAUCGCGGCGCCGGAGUUCCUGCGCGCGACGCUGCCGCACCUGCUGGCGACGCCCGAGGCGGUGCUGGUCACCACGCGCCAGUACUUCUACAACCUGCCGCGCGGGGACCCGUUCUCGCAGUCGCGGCUGCACUUCUACACCUGCCAGAACACGGAGCUGGAUCUGCAGCGGCGCGCGAUCGACGCCGGGUCCGGGGCGCUGUUCCGGCGGCGCGCCAUCGUCGACGCCGGCGGGUACCCGACCUACUCGUUCUCGGAGGACUGGCAGCUGUCGCUGGUGCUGCAGGGCCUGGGCCACGAGACGAUCCAGGUACAGGAGCCGCUGCAGUUCGGGCUCGUGCCGACCUCGCUGGCGGGCCACAUCGCGCAGCAGAGCCGCUGGCACAUCGGGCACACGCAGCAGACCCGCGUGCUGGUCGCCCCCACCAACGCGACCAUGUCCCGCGCGAUGCAGUGGGGGAUCGUGCUGAACGGGCUGGCCAUCACGGGCCGGCUGGUCGCCUUGCUCGCGAUCUUCGUGGCGGUGCCCGCUCUCCUCCUCACCGCGCAGCCCCUAAUCCCCACCACCCCCACCCACCUCAAACCCCAGCUCAUUCUGGCCACAGCCCACGUGACACUAAGCUGGCUCUUCGCCGCGCUGCAAUCCGCGCACACAGACUUCCAAAGCGCCCCCUUCGCCCAUCUGGAGAACACCUGGCUCGCCGGAGCACACCUCCUUGCCCUCCUCCGCUUCCACCUCAUCUCCCCGCGCCCAAAGAAAGGCUCCUUCGUCACCGGCAGCACAACCAACACCUCCAACCGCACCGCCGCGGCCGCCCCGACCUCCUUACAGAACCUGUCCCACAACCUCUGGGACAACGGCAUCGGGUUCAGCGCGCUGCUGCUCUGCGCGACGAUCAGCGCAUUCACCCUCGCCCUGUGGCGGGGUGUCUCCCACCCGACCUCGCCAUCAGUCCUCAAGACCCUGCUCACGGGCGCAGCCUUCCCGCCAAUGCUGCACAUCACCUUCCUCGUGACGGGCAGCCUCCUCGAGCCGGUGGUGCAUCUGCUCGCGCCGCCGGUCUUCCCCGACCGGAACGCGGGGCUGGAGGUUUCGGGAAGCGGGGUGCGCCAGCCCACGGCCGCGGUGAGGGCGGCGUGCGUGCAGCAGCGGAAGUCGAUGCCGGGGUUUGUGGGGAGGAUGGCGGUUGUGGGGGUCGGGUUGGCGGCGGUGGGGGUCGGGGUUUGGUGGUUGUAG
Aspergillus brunneoviolaceus CBS 621.78 is the source of this 1966-nucleotide messenger RNA. Its product is annotated as glycosyltransferase family 2 protein. The record is from RefSeq and is a predicted model, not a curated record. The coding region runs from base 113 to 1966 and encodes 617 amino acids. Lineage: Eukaryota; Fungi; Ascomycota; Eurotiomycetes; Eurotiales; Aspergillaceae. The transcript has 3 exons.